GCCCGACGGCGGAAACGUCGCAACAUCGGAGACGCACGAGCAAGAGCUCCCAUGCCGUGCCGGAUAGCGUGAGGGGGAUCACCAGUCAACUGCACACCCAUCGCGCGUCGUCCAAGCCUCGCUACGGCGGCGGCGGCGGUAUCACGACGUAUAUCGCGGAAGAGGCGAGUACGACUACCAACGGCGGAGGAGGAGGGGUGGGAGUGGAAGACAGCAUCGGGCACAUGUCGCUCGACCGCUCGCCCAGCCCGCAACGGGGCGGCGGGUGGAGCUCGCCCGGUCUCAACACCCCUUACGACGACACCAACGGACGCGCACGAAGUCCCGCGGGACGAAGGUACAAUGAUGCGAAUGGCGGAACAGGAGGAGGAGGAAGGGACGGAGUGACCUGGGCGAGCGCGAAAGCGAACAGUGCGCGCGUGAACGGGUAUCCGACGUACCAGAGUCAGAACCAGGGCUUCUUCGGCCGGCAUUAUAGGAAGAUCAGUCAGUCGUUACCGUACUUUGCGCAUGGCGGGCAGGAAGAGCGGUACGCGGAGAAGGAGAAGUUGGGGCGGGGGCGAGUGAGUAGUUGGGAGGCGUAUGGCGAUGGUGGUGGAGGGAUGAACUUGCUGGACCUGCCGAGACGGUUGGCGUUGCUGCUGUCGAGGAAGCGGAAGUAUGUCGCGCUGUUGUUGGUGGUGUUGUUGGCGGUGAUGGCUGUGUUUCAGAAGCCCCUACUAUACUGGUAUCGAAGGACGUCCUGGCUAGGGGGCGGCAGCAAGUUCGUCGUCAUCCUCGCCGCGAAUCAAGGCGGAGGCGUGAUGGAAUGGAAGGGUGCGCGGGAGUGGGCGAUCGAACGGGACAGUGUACGGAAUAAGAAGCGAUAUGUGGCGAACUGGGGCUACGAGUUGGACAUCGUGGACAUGUCGACGAAGAAGCGAUACGCGCAUGAGUGGAGGGAGAGCUGGGAGAAGGUCGACACGAUUCGCAAUGCGAUGAGGAAGUAUCCGAAUGCGGAGUGGUUCUGGUGGCUCGACCUCAACACCUAUAUCAUGGAGCCCUCCUACUCCCUGCAAUCCCACGUCUUCAACAACCUCGCCGCCACCACCUACCGCGACAUCAACAUCUACAACCCGCUCAACAUCCCCCACCCCCCCAACGGCACCUCCGGCGACCCGGACGCGCCCGCCUACGCCAACUACCUCGACCCCAUCACCCUCUCCCCCGUCGGCGACAACGACCCCCGCAGCAUCAACAUGGUCAUCCCCCAGGACUGCGGCGGCUUCAACCUCGGCUCCUUCUUCGUGCGCCGCAGCAGCUGGACCGACCGCUUGCUCGACAUCUGGUGGGAUCCCGUCUUCUACGAGCAACGCCACAUGGAGUGGGAGCAUAAGGAGCAAGACGCGCUGGAGUACAUCUACACCAACCAACCCUGGAUCCGGCCCCACGUCGGCUUCAUCCCGCAGCGCAUGGUCAACGCCUUCCCCGACGGCGCGUGUGGGGAGGACAAGGGCGUGCCGGAGGGCGGGUGCAAGGCGCUCCAGAUCGGGGACGAGAUGCGCGAGUGUGGGGUGGCGGGGAUCCAUUAUCAGGAGAAGGAAAGGGAUUUCGUGGUGAAUAUGGCCGGGUGUGAGUGGGGGCGGGAUUGUUGGGGGGAGAUGUAUAACUUCCGGAGACUGUCGGCGGAGUUGAACCGGGGGUGGUGGGAUCGGGCGAGGUAGUCUGGUGUGGGAGAGGAGGAUGGGCGGUGAGUGGAUUGCACAAUAUUGAAUACGUUCCAGCGUCUUGCAUAGGGGCGAGAGACGGCGCAAUGCGGAGUACCUAC
This is a messenger RNA of Baudoinia panamericana UAMH 10762, 1807 nucleotides long. Its product is annotated as glycosyltransferase family 34 protein. Gene Ontology annotation, molecular function: glycosyltransferase activity. The record is from RefSeq and is a predicted model, not a curated record. The transcript is spliced from 4 exons. Lineage: Eukaryota; Fungi; Ascomycota; Dothideomycetes; Mycosphaerellales; Teratosphaeriaceae. Gene Ontology annotation, cellular component: Golgi membrane. Gene Ontology annotation, biological process: protein N-linked glycosylation. Bases 225 to 1703 code for a protein of 492 amino acids.